Messenger RNA from Erpetoichthys calabaricus (reedfish), 1906 nucleotides. RefSeq names its product syntaxin-1A. Lineage: Eukaryota; Metazoa; Chordata; Cladistia; Polypteriformes; Polypteridae. Gene Ontology annotation, cellular component: endomembrane system; synaptic vesicle; presynaptic active zone membrane. Gene Ontology annotation, biological process: intracellular protein transport; synaptic vesicle fusion to presynaptic active zone membrane; exocytosis. The transcript is spliced from 10 exons. Bases 137 to 1003 code for a protein of 288 amino acids. Gene Ontology annotation, molecular function: SNAP receptor activity; SNARE binding. The record is from RefSeq and is a predicted model, not a curated record.
GCGCGCCCCCGCUUUGCUCCUCUUCGCUUCUGUACAAAAAAAGCCAGAAGAGGUGUGGAAGAAGAUAACGAGCAUCCUCGGUAGUCGGAAUCCGAGAGCCAGCAAAGGAACAGCACGCCAACCGCCUCCUUUCACAAUGAAGGAUCGUAUGCAAGAGCUCAGGACUGCAAAGGAUAGUGAUGAAGAUGAUGAAGUUGCAGUCAAUGUGGAUAGAGACCGCUUUAUGGAUGAAUUCUUUGAACAGGUGGAAGAAAUCCGUGGAUUCAUUGAUUCCCUAUCAGAGAAAGUGGAAGAGGUCAAGCGGAAACAUAGUGCAAUCCUGGCUUCCCCCAACCCAGAUGAAAAAACAAAACAAGAACUUGAAGAGCUAAUGACUGACAUCAAGAAAACAGCUAACAAAGUCCGCUCCAAACUAAAAAGUAUUGAACAGAGCAUUGAACAAGAAGAAGGGCUAAACAGGUCUUCCGCAGAUCUUCGAAUACGAAAGACACAGCAUUCCACUCUAUCACGCAAGUUUGUAGAAGUGAUGUCCGAGUACAAUGCUACUCAGUCAGACUACAGGGAGCGCUGCAAGGGAAGGAUUCAGCGACAGCUGGAAAUCACUGGAAGAAACACCACAAAUGAAGAACUCGAAAGUAUGCUGGAAAGUGACAACCCUGCCAUUUUCACAUCUGGGAUCAUCAUGGACUCGAACAUCACAAAGCAAGCGAUGAAUGAGAUUGAAACAAGGCACACCGAGAUCAUCAAGCUGGAGAACAGCAUCCGCGAGCUGCACGACAUGUUCAUGGACAUGGCUAUGCUCGUCGAGAGCCAGGGAGAGAUGAUUGACCGCAUCGAAUACAACGUGGAGCACUCUGUGGACUACGUGGAGCGGGCCGUAUCGGACACGAAGAAGGCGGUCAAGUACCAGAGUAAAGCGAGGCGGAAGAAAAUCAUGAUCAUCAUCUGCUGUGUGGUGCUCGGCAUCGUCAUUGCUUCCACUGUCGGUGGGACUUUGGCCUGACUUGUUGCAGAACUCAACACCACCAACUUGCCAACUUCUCACACACAGACAGACACACCACACACCCCAGUCAACGUGGCCAGCAAAGCAAUGACCUGGGGAGUUUUUUUUUCCUUACAGAAAACGUUCUCAUUUUGUUUUCCACGUCUUUUAAACCGACUGUCCCCACACACUCUGCACAGAAUGAGGCGUCCUGUCCAAAACACGAGUGAAAGUUAAGACAAAGGGAAGUAGUUGAGAUGUGAUCUAACUUUUCUCAGGAUGUGUUCUCAUGCCACACACACACACACACACACACACCCUCAGAAGUAGCUGCAGAAAGACUUGAGGAUAAAAGCGAGAUGUACUUCUUAUGCAUGAUUUCAUUUUUGUAAACGUAUGUACCUGGGUGUUGGAUGUUUAAAGAGCAACAAAGCAAGUCGUUUUAGUUCUUUUUAAGACUUGGAUGCCUUUCAUUUGCUAUUUGCCAUUCGUUUGACCAACCAUGGACAUUAUCAUUUCCAGAGGGCUGAGUGAAGAACGCCACAGCUGUCGACUUUUGUUUUGAAAUUUUAAACUUUUGAGACUCUUUAAUGAAAAAGAAACCACAACUGAAGUGAAACGCACAGCACAAUGGCGGAGCCAGCUGGCAACCUGCUGUGCCGCGUCUGAAGGCCGAGUCCUCACCAAGUGUUUGAGUCCAUCUGCACUACACGUCUGUCUCUAAAGGUCUCUCUCUGUAUUUGAUUGUGUGCAUGACUGAGGUAACUGCUGUACUUGAAUUGGACUCCCCCCGGCCCCCCUCCCUCCCGCUGUCCAAUGGAAACGUGUUGGUUUGUACAGGUUUGAGAGCGCACUGAUGUUGUGAAGCAAACUGUACUUUAUACCAGAAUUUUAAUCCUAUACAAAAAAAUAAAAUAAAAA